Molecule: messenger RNA, 2037 nt
Organism: Vicia villosa (hairy vetch)
Lineage: Eukaryota; Viridiplantae; Streptophyta; Magnoliopsida; Fabales; Fabaceae
Exons: 4
Coding region: 1-2037 (678 amino acids)
Source: RefSeq, a predicted model, not a curated record
AUGGGAAGAAGAUUCAAGGGCCCCCUCAAAAAGGUCAAAGAAACUGAAAUUCCUGAAAAAAAUGAACAGGAAGACGAUGAUAGCAUCAAGACUGACGCCAAGAGUAACAUAGGCUCCGCUGAUCAGGAUGAUGAAGAGGACUAUUACCAUGAGGAAGAAUAUCCUGAAGAGAAGUACAGGCAACUGGAGGAACGUAUGAAGGCUAUGGAAAUCCAGAAGGUACCUGGGCUGGAUUUUGAGGAACUAGGGCUCAUCCCCGGAGUCAUUAUCCCUCCAAAGUUCAAGAUUCCGACGUUUUCUAAAUAUGAUGGAGUUUCCUACCCUAAGAUGCAUCUGAGAUCAUAUGUGAGGAAAAUCCAACCUCACACUAAAGACAAGAGACUGUGGAUUCAUUUCUUCCAAGAGAGUUUGUCUGGAACUCAACUGGAAUGGCACUAUCAGCCGGAGAGUGCCAGCAUUUGCACUUGGGAAGACAUGGCUGCUGCUUUUUACAAAGAUCCUCCGAAGAAUGUCACUACAACGUCUCCAAACUAUGAUCCUAAUGCAAAAUGUGCGUACCAAUCCAAUAGUCCUGGACACCAUGCUGAUAAUUGCUGGGCACUGAAAAAUAAGAUUCAAGACAUGAUAGAGGCUGGCGAAAUCGAGUUUGAUCCUCCAGAAACUCCGAAUGUUAUUACUGCCCCUAUGCCAAAUCAUGACAAAGCUAUCAACGCUAUCAUGGACACGGUCUAUGUCUAUGAUGUGAGAGAUCUGUCAACUCCGCUCCCAGUCAUAAAGAGAAAGAUGCUGCAAGCUGGUUUAUUUCCGGGUUGCGACCCAGAUUGUUUCUCCCGUGGCCUGAAGAUUGAAUACGUGUCGGUAAUUUCCAAAGCUCCGUUGAAGAUCCCUACUAAGGCUCCAUUCAAGAUUUCUGCUGAACCCCGGGUGGCUCCUGUAAUUAUCACUAAGUCUGGUCCAAUUCUAUAUUCUUCUGAUAAGGCUAUCCCUUGGAACUAUGGUGCCGAGGUCUAUAUUCAGAGAGUUAAGCAAGAACUUGUAGCUGAUAAGGCUGUCGAAGACACUAAUCCUGAUGUGGGUAAUAUUGCCGGAACUAGUAAAGUAACAAGAAGUGGAAGGUUGUUUUCUCCAGAAAUCUCUCCAAACACUGUUGCACCUGCUGAUACCCCUAUUCCUAAUCAGAAUGCUGAUACCCGAGGUAAAGGGCCGUUGCAUGAACCCAUCCAGACACCAGUUGAGACUGUUACUGAAAAUCCAUCUCCUGAAGAAGCAAAUGAGUUCUUGAAGAUCAUCCGCGAGAACAAUUACCUUGGGUUUUUUGAUGCUGAUCUAAGUCCCAGUGGAAGGAAUCAUAACAAGUCUUUGCACAUCUCCAUUGAAUGUGAGGGAACCACUCUGGCCCAUGUAUUAGUAGACAAUGGUUCGUCUUUGAAUGUGCUACCCAAGAUGGUAUUAGACAAACUCAACCCCGAGGGAAUCAUGCUGAAAUCCAGUGAUGUGAUAGUAAAAGCUUUCGAUGGUUCAAUGAGUACGGUAUACAGCGAAGUUGAGCUCCCAAUUAAAGUAGGCUCUCAGACUUUCAACACUGUGUUCUAUGUGAUGGACAUCCAUCCCGCCUAUUCUUGUCUGCUUGGGCGUCCUUGGAUACAUGGGGCAAAUGUCGUGACUUCGACUCUGCAUCAAAAACUGAAAUACCCGGCGAAAGCCAAGAUCGUCAUUGUGUAUGGUGAGGAGGAAUACGUGGUGAGCUUCAUAGAUGAGACCAAGUAUGUUGAGUUUACUGGAGAAACCUUUGAAUCUCCCCGUCAGGCAUUUGAGUUGGUCCCUCAAGUGAUUCCUGGAGCUAAGCCUGCCCAUAAUGUUCCUAAGGUUGCCAGAAUUCCUCCUACAAUGGCUUCUUUGAAAGGUGCUAGGGCUGUGGUUGAAGAAGUUGGUUGUACUAUCUGGGGGCAACUCCCUGAUAUCCCCUACAAGUCCAACAAAUGGGGUUUAGGCUGCACUGCUAAAGAUCAGAAUGGAGAACAACACUCUCGUCCAUAA